Molecule: messenger RNA, 1808 nt
Organism: Gopherus evgoodei (Goodes thornscrub tortoise)
Lineage: Eukaryota; Metazoa; Chordata; Testudines; Testudinidae
Exons: 13
Coding region: 426-1718 (430 amino acids)
Biological process (GO): lipid catabolic process; negative regulation of T cell proliferation; phospholipid metabolic process
Molecular function (GO): phospholipid binding; calcium ion binding
Source: RefSeq, a predicted model, not a curated record
UCAAGCCAUUGGCUGGACUCUGACAUCAGUUGGUGUUGGCUUAGGCUUUAGAUGAACUCAGAAUUAUGUAUGUUAUCAUCCAUGAUGUCUGAUUACUGAUUAUCUACAAUCAGUUUGCAGCAUGGCCUCCUCAGUGGCCCAAGCCUGCAUGGGAAACUCCCUUUGUGCCUUGAAAUGGAGAAGACUAGAAACAUUGUUUGACAGAGAAGCCACACAACAGAAGUUUUGUGAAGUCUGAAUAUUCGAUAACGAGGUCAGCACGGAUGCGGUCAAGGAGUUCCCAAAGGGGAGGGACAGACGUCUGUGUAAGAUAAAUCUGUCACUAUCUGAGAUUAGGACUCACCCUGAGCUACAGAGACUUUCCCAAGCCCAGAAAAGGCCAGCUGAAGCUCAGUGGGGAUUACACCAGGAAUGCAUCUGAUCUGAUGUAUCCAGCAUGUGGAAAUGGACAAAAGAGCAGGAUUAACAGGCCCUGCAUGAAGAUGAAGAAUCUCUUAGUAUUUGCUGUGCUCUUUGCUUAUGGCACAGUUAUAACACACGGGAGUCUCUGGGAGCUUCAAAAGAUGAUUAAGCAAGUCACUGGGAAAAAUGCCUUAUGGAAUUAUUCCAAAUACGGCUGCUACUGCGGAUCAGGAGGUAAAGGGACGCCAAAGGAUGGCACUGAUCGGUGCUGUCAGUUGCAUGACUGCUGCUAUGAGAGGCUCGAGGAUCAUGGAUGUAAUGCCAAAUUGAACAUCUACAGCUACUUCUACCUGAGUGAAAGGAUAUACUGCGGCCCUCCUCUCAAACACGCAUCCUGUUACUGUUUGUCGGCAGACUUGAGGAGCUGGUGCAAAACGGAGAGCUGCCGGUGUGACAGUGACUUUGUGCUCUGCUUGAAGAAACACGUAAGCAGCUACAAGACAGGUUAUCGCUUCUAUCGAAAGAGCCUCUGUGGAGGUGAGGCACCCAGUACCCGCUUCGUCAGAUGCAGUCUGUUUCCCCAUAGCCAACAACUCUUGGAGAAGUACACUGGAUCCGUAGGCUGGCUGCUGAGGACUUUCUGUACAGGUCCUGGCCAGAGGAAGAUGAGGCUUCUCUUGGCAUUGGCUGUGCUGUUAUCCUGCAGUGAAUUCAUGGUGCAUGGGAGUCUCUUUGAGUUUCGCAAGAUGAUCAAACAAGCAACUGGGAAAAGUGCUCUACCGAAUUAUACCUUCUAUGGAUGCCACUGCGGUGUGGGGGGCAAAGGAAUGCCUAAGGAUGCAACUGAUUGGUGUUGCCUGCAUCACGACUGCUGCUACUCACAGUUGACGGCUCAACGAUGUCAUGUCAUAACUGACAAAUACCAUUACACUUACAGGAGAGGAGUCAUAACGUGUGGUCCAGGCAGCUGGUGUAAAAGGAACAUCUGCGAGUGUGACAAGGCCGCUGCAUUGUGCAUGAAGCGCAACUUAAGGAGCUACAACAAGAAGUAUCGCUUCUACUCCAACAUAAAGUGCACAGGGAGAAAGCCAAGCAGCUUCCUGUGCAGCAGCCAGCUAUCCGAAGCCUGCCUGCUAACAGGAACAGAUCCAGACAGAGAUCGAUACUACGGAGUUGCUUGCCUGAGUGAAAGAUCCAGGUGUUUCCUCUCCCAGGUCCUGCACAAAGAUGAGGAAUCUCUUUGCAGUCACCUUGCUAAUCACCUGCAGUCUGUCCGGAACACAGGGGAGUCUUCUGGAGUUUCGAAAGAUGAUUAAUCAAGCCACAGGAAAAAGUGCCAUCCUCAGUUAUUAUGGGUACGGCUGCUACUGCGGGUCUGAUGGCAAAGGGGAACCAAAGGAUGCGAC